CCAACAGUUGCCUCGUCUCUCUCUCUACCUCUAUUUCUCAUAUCACAUCCUAUCCAUCAUGGCAGCGUCUAUAGCCCCUGAAUGCAACGAUAUCAAAGAGAAAUACGAUACCUGCUUUCUCAAAUGGUACAGCGAAAAAUACCUACGCGGAAACACCUCAUCCAAUGAAUGUGAAGAGCUCUUCACAAAGUACAAGUCCUGUCUGACUAAGACACUCAAAGAACGAGGAAUCGAUGCGAUGCUCGACGACGCCAGGAAGAGUAACCCGGAAACCGAUUCUGAGCAUAACCGAUGACCGUGAACCUGAACCUGAACCUGAACCUGAACAUGGAUCUUUGAUUAAUAAGGUGCAAUGACUAGUUAACUAGUUAGAAAGCUCCUGUCUCUGCUCUAGAGACCGCUCUUUCCUUUUCCGAUCGUUCUUCUUCCGGGGAAACACGACAGUCAGCAGCGCCAGCUUGUUUCAAAACUAUACAGCAACCCUCUCUCUCUCUCUCCUCUGCCCUCUGCCCUGUGUGUAUGGUUGACUUCGCUCGGAAUACAGAUGAACUCCCUGCUUCUGUAUGUGUGUACAUACAUAUUUUAUUGUAUACUAUGCGAUGUCCGUG
Messenger RNA from Aspergillus ochraceoroseus IBT 24754, 608 nucleotides. Its product is annotated as TRIAP1/MDM35 family protein. Bases 59 to 295 code for a protein of 78 amino acids. NCBI's taxonomy places the organism in Eukaryota, Fungi, Ascomycota, Eurotiomycetes, Eurotiales, Aspergillaceae. The record is from RefSeq and is a predicted model, not a curated record. The transcript has 4 exons.